Molecule: messenger RNA, 712 nt
Organism: Oncorhynchus gorbuscha (pink salmon)
Lineage: Eukaryota; Metazoa; Chordata; Actinopteri; Salmoniformes; Salmonidae
Product: activated RNA polymerase II transcriptional coactivator p15-like
Exons: 5
Coding region: 227-625 (132 amino acids)
Biological process (GO): positive regulation of transcription initiation by RNA polymerase II
Cellular component (GO): nucleus; transcription regulator complex
Molecular function (GO): transcription coactivator activity; DNA binding
Source: RefSeq, a predicted model, not a curated record
UACGUCCGGGUGCAACGAACCUGAAGCAAACUCGCGCGACUGACUUCUAGAUCACCGGAACAGUAGAACAGCCUUGUGGUGAAAGUACUUCAUCCAGUUCAUUUCGAAUCAAGAUCUGGUAAACCUCGAACCACUAGGGUAGACAUUUUGCAGGCCUGUAUCUACCGCCUUCACACACAGCAUCCGCGAACACUACACUCGAGCUCAUACAGUGAAACAUUGCACGAUGCCCAAGUCAAAGGAAGUUCUGUCCUCAAGCUCUGGCAGUGGCAGUGGCAGUGACUCCAACAGUGAAGCUGAGACCAAGUCUAAGAAGAGAAAGCAGGCAGCACCAGAGAAACCAGCAGCUAAGAAACCGAAAGGGGGAGAGAGUUCCAAGCCGGGUGGAACCUCCAAGGGAAGUCUCAACCAGGACAAGGAUGACAACAAGUUCCAGAUUGGGAAGAUGCGGUAUGUGAGCGUUCGUGAAUUCAAAGGUAAAUGUCUGAUCGACAUCCGUGAGUACUGGAUGGAUCAGGAGGGGGAGAUGAAGCCUGGCAGGAAAGGUAUCUCACUGAACCCAGAACAGUGGAACCAGCUAAAAGAUCAGAUCUCUGAGAUAGAUGACGCUGUGAAGGCUAUAUAGAAGGGAGUCCUCUGGCUGCCUGGGAUUUACAAUCCACCACCUUACAUUCUGUUUUUGUUCUUAUCUUUACAACUUUUUUUUUAUAUA